Messenger RNA from Triticum aestivum (bread wheat), 1871 nucleotides. RefSeq lists its product as uncharacterized. The record is from RefSeq and is a predicted model, not a curated record. NCBI's taxonomy places the organism in Eukaryota, Viridiplantae, Streptophyta, Magnoliopsida, Poales, Poaceae. The coding region runs from base 585 to 1238 and encodes 217 amino acids. The transcript is spliced from 8 exons.
CGAACGGUACCACUCGAGAAAAAAGGACACCCAGCACCAGCCCUUCCCUUAUCUCCCGCACCCACGCACCCCACCGUCGCCGCCUCCUUCCACGGAGCCGGCGGCAUCCCUGCCUGCGCGCCCCCCUCCUUCCCCAGUGCCGGCGACCUCCAUGCCCCGCGCGCCGCCCCUCCCAGCGCGCCGCCCCCUCCUUCCCCCGCGUCGGCGACCUCCAUGCCCCGCGCGCCGCCCCCUCCUUCCCCCGCGCCGGCGGCAUCCCUGCCCUAUGCGCCGCCCCCCUCCUUCCCCCGUGCCGGCGACUUCCCUGCCCCGCGCCGCCCCUUCCCCCUUAUCUCGCGUCGAGCGCCUCUCCGCACUGCGCGUCACCCUCCUCCUUCCCCCGUGCUGUCCACCUCCCUCCACCGCACGCCGCCACCCUCCUUCCCCGCGCCAACCGCCUCUCUCCACCGCGCGCCGACCACUUCCCUUCCCCGCGCACCGCACUCCUCCUUCCCCAACGCCCGCCACCUACCUCCAUCGUGCACUCCCGACUUCCUCGUUCAUCCUGCUGUCAUAUCUCGGGCGCUGCCCUCCGGCAACCGGUGAUGCUCCUCCCGCCACCACUCGGCCUCCUUCCCGAUGUAGCUACGCCGCCGCCGCGUGCAAGAAGUCCAUCGCCUCCACCACCAUGGAUUGCGAUUGAGCGGCAAACAAUGGAACCUGUAGAAGGAGCCUCGGGGUUGAGGACCUCCAGUUCGUCAGUCCAACAAAAGUACAAGUUUGGAAGGCCAGGAAGUUCUACAGCUCGCAUACACCGAGUUCAGAGAUGUUGCACGGAGGUCAACGACGGUCAACGACACUCCUCAACUCUAUUCCCGUUCGUCACCCAGCUCAACAGUCCACCUCGGUGCUCCACCACUGGUCCCUUGAAGAGCUGGCUGCAAGCCGUCCAUUGCUCCGCCCCUAGAUGCUGCCAUGUGGUGGUUGGCCGUCUCACUCCAAUGCACCUCCCUAUUUUUGUGCACUGGUCUCUCUCAAGACUGGAAGUUAUCCCUGAUGUACUCAACACAAGUUCAACAUCAUCAUCUAAAAAGGAAGCAAAAAAGAAAAUCUAUUUACUCAGGGAUGCAGACAAAUUUCCGGAGCACAAUAGACUCAUCGGCGCAUCAGCGACCAUUCAUUCAACAACAGUUCAAUUACAAAAAGAACAUCAGUUCAAGAAAAUAUAUGCAAGAGGAGGUUCAAAGAUGGUCAUGUAGCAAGUUAAGAGUUUUGUUUCAUCAGAAAAUGUGUUCUUUUGGUCAGGAUUUUGCAUGAUUGAUAGCCAUAAGUGGCAGCCGGCGAGCAGUUCAAGCUGUUUGUUUGAUAGCCAUAAGGGAUGCUCAUCAUUUUCCACAUCCAUCUCGACUGAAUUAUGUUAGCCUUUUUCAGUUCAUCUUUGAAAUUUUGGUCCAUUUCUUUUUGCAGGAUGCGUCGAAAAAUAAAAUAAAAGGCAACAGCUCAAAAAUAGAUGAAUAUUGGAAGUCUGCUGCUAUCUUGAGGUGAUGGAGCUCCCUUUCAGUUCAUCUUGCAGGUGUUUUGGGCAGUACAAAAUACAUCACCAUAGUUAGUACAGCAAGGAUGGCUUGGUAGUCGCUGGGAUUCCCUGCAGUGGCCAAAUCCCGGCGCCGCUCGUGAUCUCUGCCUCCAUCAGCUCCACCUCGCCGUAGCAAUCAGUCCAGAGGAGGAGGUGUAGCUAGUCCACCUGGUCCACCCGAUUUUUCUUUCAACAUUUUCUUUGUGAUGCAUGCUCGCUGAUGGAUCAACAACUAUUUAUUGAUAUGGAGAUGUGCUCCUGCUUUUUUUGAAAAACAAGAUGCCUUUGCAUACUUCAAAGUUGCUGCUUGCUCCCA